AUGUGCUGCUAUCCCCCCCCCCCCUGGCAACGCCCAUAUGAAUCGUCCGCUCUUGAGGCCUCUUCACUGACCCGGCCUUUCCCCACCCUCCAGACUGUCGAUGACCUCUCGGCCCCUCUGUUGAGCUUGGCCGCGUCCCGGGCCGGCACGCGCUCCUCCGUGGCUGGGAUUGACUUGGCUCCCCGCUCCGGGGAUCUACCGCCCAUCUCGGUGCGCAUCUCGGACGAUCUGCUGGAGGCCACUGCCAAUGGAGGCGAUCCCGGCGUGGCUCUCGACGCCAGCCAGGCCGAGGCUGCCCCGCAGGCCGAUGUCCCGGCCGCGGCCGCCGCCUUUGAGACGCGCGGCGUCUCGGGGGGGCCCGCUUCCCCCGCUCGGCAGCCCAUUUUCGGGCUCCCCUCGGCCAAUGUCGCCGCCGGCAAGGGGCCAGACGCGCUCCCGGCGGAAUUCUACACGCGCGAGGGCGUUCCGGAGCGCCUCGCCCUGGUGGCCUCCCGCAAUGCGGGGGUCUCGCUCGGGAGGCGGAACUAUGCCCAUCGGCUGUCUUCGGCGUCGGUUUUCCUGAACUUCAACGCCGGGGCUGAUCCCUCGGUGUCCGGCUCGCCGGCCAUCGCCAAGGGCAGCCCUCUGAGCGGGCCAUCCUCCAGCCUGGCCAGCGCCCCUGUCGAGGCGGCUUCCCCGGAGGAGGCUCCCAUUGAUGAUCCCAUCGAGCAGGACUCGGAUGCUCACCUUGACGAGAUCAUCGCCCAGUUGACCGAGUCUGUGGAGGCCGACAACUCCCCCCCGGUCCCCAACGAGCCGUCCAGCCCGACCCCAGUCAGCCGCUCCGCCUCGACUCUGUCCAACUUGUCCUCCAAGUCGAGCUUCGCCUCGUCGAAUGAGCUCCUGGCCGAGACGGCCACCGCCCAGGAGUCCGAGGCCGACGAGGCGGAUCUCUCGCCCCCGAUGUCGGCGCCCACGCCACCGGUCCCGGAUAGCGGCAGCAAGGAGGUCGAGCAGCCGGCUCUGUCGCCGGCCCCGAGCACCGAGCAGCUGGCCCCCCUGCCGGAGCCUGCCCCGGUGGCUGGCACCGUGUCACUUCCGCCGCCGAUUGUCACGACGGCCCCGGAGGAUCAAGCCCCCAUCAUUGCCCAGGCCCUGCCGCUAUUCAACCCCUUUGCUCCGUUUGCAUUUGGCGACCCGCCGGCCGACACAUCGGCCCUGGUUGAAGUCCCCGGCAUCCUGCGCUGUGCCUUUGUCUUUGUUCGGUGUGCCGAUCUGCCGGCUGUCCAGACGGAGGAGGCUCUCUCGGAGUCGCUCGAGUCCUCCGGACGCGCGCGUGUCUGCUAUGCCUGGGACAUCCCGAAUGAUGCGACCGUGCAGAUGAUCCGGGAGGAAGCGCGCCGGGUGUGGGCCGCGCACCGGGCCAACCCGGCGCCCGUAGAGUCCACCCCUGUCGAGGCCGAUGAUGAGGUUGACCCUGGCGAUGUGGUCCUCCGCUUUGCCAACACCCAUGGCUUGUUGGUGGAGCUUUUCGACGGGACCCAGCUCCUGGGAUGA
Molecule: messenger RNA, 1536 nt
Organism: Fonticula alba
Lineage: Eukaryota; Rotosphaerida; Fonticulaceae
Exons: 4
Coding region: 1-1536 (511 amino acids)
Source: RefSeq, a predicted model, not a curated record